Messenger RNA from Xyrichtys novacula (pearly razorfish), 1166 nucleotides. Lineage: Eukaryota; Metazoa; Chordata; Actinopteri; Labriformes; Labridae. The record is from the annotation of a GenBank genome assembly.
AUGACCUGGGGGCAGAUCCAGAGGGCCAAACAGGAAAAAAGCAAUCUCCACGGGGUGUGGCUUGACCUUGUAAACGCUUAUGGAUCCGUCCCUCACAAACUCAUCCAGUUUGCAUUGGAGUUCUUCUACAUCCCUAAAUCCAUCAAUAACCUGGUAUGGACCUCAAGCUGUGUUUUAGCAUCCAGGACUUCACAUUGGGUGUUCCAUCUCCCCAGUCCUUUUUGUGGCGGCCUUUGAGAUCAUCCUCCGGGGAGCUCACCAGACCGUGGAAGAAAUAAAGCUGCAAACAGGACAGAGGCUUCCACCACUCCAAAGCUACAUGGAUGAUCACUCUGGUUCUGCAGACAGCCCCCUGCACAAGAAGAUGCCUGAAGUCGCUCGACGAGCUAGUGACGUGCAUGAAUGAAGAUAAACCUUCUAAGUCACGAAGACUCUCCCUAUGAAAAGGCACCAGGAACGACAACACCAUCUUUGUAGCAGGAGGCAAGCAAAUUCCGCUACCGGCCAACCAGCCCAUCCAAAGCCUAGGGAGGCAGUAUAAGGCAGAUCUGUCAGACAAGCACGCAGGCAAGGCAGUACGGAAGCAACUCUCUGAAGACCUGGCUCGCAUCAACAAAAGCCAGCUCCCCGGAAAAUUCAAAGUGUGGUGCUACAACUUCACACUGUACCAACGGAUAAUGUGGCCACCGAAGAUGUGUGAGAUUCCGUCCUCAAAAGUCAACGGGUUGGACAGGCUAACCAACUCAUACAUCAGGAAAUGGCUAGGCCUACUGCAUUGCUUCUCAGACAUAGGACUGUUUGGCGCAAAGUCACUGCAACUGCCCGUCCAGUCCAUCACCCUGGGCUACAAGCAGGAGAAGGCCAGAUUAGUCUUAAAGCUGAAAGAAUCCUCAGAUCCAACUGUAAGGAAGGCACUUGUCCCUACCCAAACAGGCCGGAAGUGGCAAGCAGGCCAAGAAGUCGCCAAAGCCAUCAGCAGGCUCCAACACCAGGAGAUAGUUGGCAGGGUGCAAGUAGGGGGAGUGGGGUUUGGCUGGGGAGAGUCUCCACGCCUCUGGUCCAAAGCUACAAAGAGGGAACGAAAGUUCCUCCUUCUACGAGGAACGGUCGUAGAAGAGGUGUCAAGGGCGGACAAGGAGCAGUACACCAUCAAGGCCUUGUCGUAA